ACCCGAGCGCGUCGACCAGACCACCACCAAGCCCACCCGGCCUGCCGGAUAGCAGAGGGCAGAGCAGAGGAGAGGACGCGCACGCCAUGUCAGGCUCGCCGCCAAAGCCAUGGGAGCGUUCUGGAGGUGAGGGCACGGCUGGUCCGGCACCUUUCAAGCCUCCAUCUGGUGGCAGCACCAGCGAUGUCGUCGAAGCCUCUGGCACUGCUAAACCUGGAGAAAACGUCUCCGCGGCAGAACGGAAUGCCUCUGGCAAUGUAAAUAGCACUGUCUCGAGGCCUGUGCCGCAACGGCCUUGGCAGCAGACAGGCUACGGAAACACCUAUGGAGGUGCAGGAUAUGGAUCCAACAUGUAUAGUUCGUACGGUGGAUACGGCAACAGUUAUGGUACUGGUGGGCUCUAUGGAAACAGCAUGUACUCGAGUUACGGAGGUGGUUAUGGUGGAGGCAUGUACGGUGGUGGCGGGAUGUAUGGUGGAGGCAUGUACGGUGGUGGCGGGAUGGGAGGAUAUGGUAGUUACGGCAUGGGUGGAAUGGGUGGCAUGGGUGGUAUGGGAAUGGGUCCUUAUGGUAAUCAGGAUCCAAAUGCAAUGGGCCCUCCGGCAUCACCGCCAGGUUUCUGGGUGUCCUUCCUUCGAGUGAUGCAUGGUGUCGUUAAUUUCUUUGGGCGAAUCUCGUUUCUUGUUGAACAGAAUACUCAAGCAUCCUAUUUUUUCAUGACAGCCAUGUUGCAGCUCUUUGAUCGAUCUGGUAUGCUCUAUGGCGAGCUUGCACGUUUUGUGCUGCGUCUGCUAGGAGUCAAAAGAAAGCCAAAGAAGGGCAGCCUUCAGGGACCAGAGGCCCCGGCGUUUGAGGGACCCAGCCAGCCGUUCAUGGAGGCACCGAAAGGUGGAAACAACUGGGACAACGUCUGGGGAAAUUAAGAUGCCUGCGUGCACAGUAAGAUUUAUCAUAUAGAAAUACAUACAGUUUAAGAAGCAAAACACAGGACUUGCCUAUCUUUUGGAUCAGAAAAGAGGAUUCCAGUUCGGAUAUCUGUUUGCGGCGGGGACUAGGGGAAGUUGUGAAGAAAUUGCUGUGCAUAUUCUGUCUUUCACAACUUUGCGUUGCUUUGGCCCAUCACACCAGCAGAGUUUCAUCGCGACUGUAACCCUGAUGAAGAUCGGUUUACCAGUACGCUGAUUUGUAGCUGCUGUUGUGGUAGGUGGGUAUUGGUUGUAUAUCUCUCUGGGUAUAGUUGCCGUGAAGAGAGUACAGUAAAUGUAUGUGUACCUUUACCAUCUUAUCUAAUUUGGCUUUGAACCCUUCUGUUGUGAACUUGUGAUGUGCCUUUUUUGAGAGUAUGCUUGAUCA
Messenger RNA from Setaria italica (foxtail millet), 1353 nucleotides. RefSeq names its product peroxisomal membrane protein 13. Gene Ontology annotation, biological process: protein import into peroxisome matrix, docking. Gene Ontology annotation, cellular component: peroxisome; peroxisomal importomer complex; peroxisomal membrane. NCBI's taxonomy places the organism in Eukaryota, Viridiplantae, Streptophyta, Magnoliopsida, Poales, Poaceae. The transcript is spliced from 5 exons. The coding region runs from base 87 to 923 and encodes 278 amino acids. The record is from RefSeq and is a predicted model, not a curated record.